AUAAAAUUGAAAAUCAUAUAUUUGUGUCUGUGAUAGUUUCAUUUAUCACAUGAGGUGUGAGUGUGAAGAGCGUAUCAGACUAGCAGAGGAGGAAGAGAUAGUGAAGAAGAAAGUGUAGUGGCGUGGAAAUGUCGAAGAAAGGAGGAAGUGGCGCUUCGUUCCAAAAGGACGUGCCAUGGCGAGCGUCUUCUUCAACCGCGAAACCCCUCCCCAAAAUUCACCUCUCUCCACUUCUUCGCGUUUCCCAAACACCCGUCACGGAUUACGCCGUCUCCGUCAUGAGGCAUCCAGACCCUAUAGGGAGUGGAUUGGGUGAUGAGGCCAUAGUGGAAGCAGCUGGUCCCGACUGCCUCGUACCUGGUCAGAAAAUGCCUCUCCAAUUACUUGGCCUUCAGGUCUGGCCAAUCCAUGUUGACCUGAAGUUCUUGGAACCAGUUGGGCGAGAACUUAAGAUGCUUGGAAAGAGUCGGUUCAAGCACAUUGGCAUUGUUUGCUUCCACUGAACUAGUCAGAUAUGUUAUUUACUUGAGAUCCUUCAAGACCAAAUUCUCCAAUGGUCCUUCUUGAUCUCUUUCUCUUCACCAGAUUAACGACCAUAUAUUCUUCUUUCUAGUGCUUUCCAGGGACCUUUCUUUAUGUUCAAACUACCUUAAUUUAGAUAGUCAUAUUUGCCUAGGUUUAUUUGGUUGUUAAUUUAUAAUUUGUCUGUUUAUUGUUUGAUUUCCGGGGUUACACGUUUACGUGAGACGUGCUUUUGUAAAUAUGC
This is a messenger RNA of Vigna unguiculata (cowpea), 766 nucleotides long. RefSeq lists its product as uncharacterized. NCBI's taxonomy places the organism in Eukaryota, Viridiplantae, Streptophyta, Magnoliopsida, Fabales, Fabaceae. The record is from RefSeq and is a predicted model, not a curated record. Gene Ontology annotation, cellular component: chloroplast envelope.